This is a messenger RNA of Ochotona curzoniae (black-lipped pika), 411 nucleotides long. Its product is annotated as proline-rich receptor-like protein kinase PERK2. Bases 1 to 411 code for a protein of 136 amino acids. The record is from RefSeq and is a predicted model, not a curated record. NCBI's taxonomy places the organism in Eukaryota, Metazoa, Chordata, Mammalia, Lagomorpha, Ochotonidae. The transcript is spliced from 6 exons.
AUGAAGACGAGCCCCCAGAAGCCUCCACUUCAACCGCGGGAGGUGAGCCUGUCAUCCACAGCGAAGAAUCUGAAGCGCUCACCCAUGAAGACGAGCCCCCAGAAGCCUCCACUUCAACCGCGGGAGGUGAGCCUGUCAUCCACAGCGAAGAAUCUGAAGCGCUCACCCAUGAAGACCAGCCCCCAGAAGCCUCCACUUCAACCGCGGGAGGUGAGCCUGUCAUCCACAGCGAAGAAUCUGAAGCGCUCACCCAUGAAGACGAGCCCCCAGAAGCCUCCACUUCAACCGCGGGAGGUGAGCCUGUCAUCCACAGCGAAGAAUCUGAAGCGCUCACCCAUGAAGACGAGCCCCCAGAAGCCUCCACUUCAACCGCGGGAGGUGAGCCUGAGAAAUGGAGGUCGUGAGUAUUGA